AAGAAAUAAUAACUCGAAUCGCGAGUGAUAACUACGAAGGGGGGAAUAUUGGUUUACCGGCGAAUCCAACUUUAGAGGAAAAAACUAAAUACAAACUUUGUAAGUCUAUUUUGGCUUAUCAACAAAGAAAUAAAUUACCUUUAGAAAGAUUAGCAGAAAAAUUAGCCAUUAGCGAAGAAGAAUUAUAUGAUAUUUGCCGCGGAAAGAUUAAUGAUUUCUCAGUGGCCCGCUUGAUAUCUUACUUAGAAAUAUUAACCCCCAACUAUGAAUUAUUAAAAGAUGCAAUUUCAUCACUUUUUACUUCUUAA
Molecule: messenger RNA, 308 nt
Organism: Racocetra persica
Lineage: Eukaryota; Fungi; Glomeromycota; Glomeromycetes; Diversisporales; Gigasporaceae
Source: the annotation of a GenBank genome assembly